UCCAAAAUCCAAAUAUUCUCGAUUCAUAAAGAAGCAUAACCACCAUUUCUAUUUCUGAAAACCACUUCUUUUCUCUGGAGUACAUUCAAGGUAACCUCUCAUCCCUGUUAUCUUUCUCUCUGUUACAUUCUUCAUGUGAGACUUGUCUAAAUCCCAAAGCAACACAUUUUCCUCAAGCUUUUGAAGUGGGUCUGCGUGACCCUGCUCCCUUUCCACCUUUGGAUCUGGCAGUUUCCGACUGGAUAUGAACUUUUGGUGAAUGGGUUUUAGUUGAUUCAGAGAUCCAGUGUGUAAGAUUGGGUUUUUUUCUACUAGAGUUAAAGCUAGCAAUGGAGCCGCCAAAUGGGUUUUUCUCUUCUUUAUGGAACUUCAUAUGUUUCUUGCCUUACUUCAUCGGCCUUCUCAUUCUAGGCCUCAUUAAAGGGGUGGUGGUGUGUCCGUUUACAUUUGUUAUUAUGACAAUUGGGAACUCAUCAAUCGUGGUGGGUCUCUGGCCUGUGCAUUUCUUAUUGACAUACUAUUCAGUAUUAAGAUGUAAAAUGUUAGGGCCGGUUUUGAAGUUUGUUCUUUGCCCAUGCAUGUUUGUCAUCUUGAUUUUGUGGCCGUUGAUGGGAAUUAUUGGGAGUGCCAUUGGUGGUUUAGCUUAUGGCCUUCUUGCACCCAUGUUUGCUACUUUUGAAGCUGUGGGUGAAGGAAAGACUGACCCUUUUUUCCACUGCAUUUAUGAUGGAACCUGGGACACUAUCAAAGGAAGUUGCGCUGUUGUUACUGAUUUUAAAGAUGUUUGCUUUCAUUCCUACUUCUCCUUUAUGGAUGAUAUAAGAACUCAUGUUCCUCAAGUAGGAGAAUACUAUGAGAUCAGAUUGCUCCUCCUUCCUGGUGCAAUCUUAGCCGGAUUACUUGGUAUCUUAGUUGAUAUCCCAAUAAUCUCACUUAUUGCUAUCCUGAAAAGCCCUUAUAUGCUCUUCAAGGGUUGGCAUAGAUUAUUUCAGGACUGUAUUGGCCGGGAAGGCCCUUUCUUGGAGACAAUUUGUGUACCGUUUGCUGGCCUAGCUAUUCUCCUUUGGCCUUUAGCUGUUGCUGGUUCUGUUUUAGGUUCUAUGGUUUCAAGUUUAUUUUUAGGUGUCUAUGCAGCCGUAGUUGUUUAUCAGGAGGAUUCCUUGUGGUUGGGAUUAAGCUAUAUUGUUGCCUCUAUAUCUAUCUACGAUGAAUACAGCAAUGAUGUUCUUGACAUGCAUGAAGGAUCAUGCUUCCCAAGGCCUAGGUAUCAAAAGAAAGAUGAACUAGGAGGCAGUCGAGCAUCUUCUUCUUUCUCGAAGCCUCCAUCCUUCAAAAAUAUUCAACGCACGCCAUCACUGAAAACUCCCAUGCUUGAACUUAAACCGCUGGAGCUGCUCGAUAGCUUGUUUGAAGAGUGUAGAGGACACGGAGAACAAAUGGUUUUGGAAGGAUUAAUAACCGUUCAAGACAUUGAAGCUGCCAACAAGUCGAACAAAGAUAGCAAUUCCUCGAAGGUCAUAAGCAUUGGAUUGCCAGCUUAUUGUCUCCUCCAGGCAUUAUUUCGGUCUGCAAAAGCAAACACGGCUGGCAUUUUGCUGAGUGAUAACUUUACGGAGAUAACUAGCUCAAACAGACCGAAAGACACCAUCUUUGAUUGGUUUCUCAAUCCACUGAUAGUUCUUAAAGACCAGUUGAGAGCCGAAAAUUUAUCAGAGGAAGAAGAAGAUUAUUUAGGCAAACUAGUCAUUCUGAGCGACGAUCCAGAGAGGAUGAAGAAAUACCCCCCACCUGAAUCCCAGCUAAGGAAAGCAGAACUUGAUGCAUUUUCCCGCAGGCUUAGGGGAAUCACAAAAUCUGUCUCGAGAUAUCCAACAUUUAGACGACGCUUUGAAGACAGUGUGAAGUCUAUAACAGAUGAACUUGCCAAGAAAAACGAGAGCAGUACAGAAAAGAGGAUAGCCACGAGAUCAAAGAGUGCUCUUGCCAGGAUAUUUAGUCAGAAAUCUUUCAAAUCCAAAACUGCAUUCGAUCGAGAAGAAGAUAGAGAUGUGGAGAUCGCUUAAAUAAAAACUUAUUGUAUAACACAUACUCAACAUUUUGGUGUCUUUAGGAUAUGUUUAUAGCUUUCUUUCAGAUAUGUUUAUAGCUUUCUCAAUAUCAUAUGAAAGCUAAGGCAAUUGAAGUUCUUUUUGGUUCUACUC
Molecule: messenger RNA, 2201 nt
Organism: Impatiens glandulifera
Lineage: Eukaryota; Viridiplantae; Streptophyta; Magnoliopsida; Ericales; Balsaminaceae
Exons: 10
Coding region: 330-2063 (577 amino acids)
Source: RefSeq, a predicted model, not a curated record